Scutellospora calospora is the source of this 160-nucleotide messenger RNA. NCBI's taxonomy places the organism in Eukaryota, Fungi, Glomeromycota, Glomeromycetes, Diversisporales, Gigasporaceae. The record is from the annotation of a GenBank genome assembly.
AAAAGAAAAAAAUCAAUAACAGAAAUUGGAGAUGAUUAUGAAGCAAAACUCUUGAUCGAUCUUGUUCAAAAUGGUUUUAAUACGAAUAUUACUAAGACAAAAAUCAGAAAAAAUGGAAAAACAUUAUUUGUAGGAGAUGGAGGAAUUGAUUUAUUUGGAA